AUGUCCGGGUCGCUGCUGUGGGCGGUGGAUGUGUACGGGCGGGUGUUCAGUCUUCCGGCCGCUAGAGGGCGCUGGAGCCGCGCUGCUGAUAUAGUGCUGGAGCUGAAGCGUGUGACGGGCUCUCAUCAGUGCUGCUGGGGCAUCGGCUGCGACCAUCACGUCUAUCUCCAUGUGUAUCCCAGUCAAGUGCCUAUACGCCACCAGGAAGAGACCUACGAAAACCAGAGGUGGAACCCAGUUGAGGGUUUCACAGACACACUCCUCCCGACAGACCGCUGGCAGUGGACGGAUGAGUCCGGCUCCAUCCCACAGCCCCUUCACAGCUUUGAGCUGCCGUCUGCUAACUGGGAGUGGGAGGGCGACUGGUACGUGGAUGAUGAAAGCUGUGGGAGGGAAUCCACUGAGACUGGGGGCUGGGAGUACGCGGUGGACUUCCCUGCAGCCUUCAGCAAAGACAAGAAGUGGAAUUCAUGUGUCCGUCGCAGGCGAUGGCUUCGCUACAGGAGAUAUAAAGCACUGGGAUCAUGGGCCAAGGUGCCUUUGGACCGGGGCAGGUCUCCGCCCGAGCCCUUCGUCGACCUCAGCUGUGGAGGCUGGGACAUGAGCGACGGCCCUGAGAAGCACAUUCACCUGUGGGCCGUGUCCCAACAAGGGAAGCUGUGGUCCCGCACAGGCAUCAGCCAGCAGAACCCGGAGGGGACACGAUGGGAGCCCGUCCAGGUUCCCCGAGAGGUGGCACAGGUCAGCGCCGGCCCGAAAGACCUGCUUUGGGUCGUUCUCUGGGACGGACAAAUGCUGGCCAGGACGGGCAUCAGUAAAGACUGUCCUAAAGGCUCAUCGUGGGAUCUAGUUGAGUCUCCAAGUCAGAAAGGAGCCGUUCAUGUUGCCGUGGGCAUCGCUGUCGUUUGGGCCGUUACUAAGGACAACAAAGUCUGGUUCAGGAGGGGUGUGAAUUCCCACAAUCCCACUGGCUCAGGCUGGAUCAGCAUUGGUGGAGAGAUGGUGAUGCUCAGCGUGGGGCCCAAUGACCAGGUUUGGGGUGUUGGCAGCGAUGACCGGACCGUGUAUUUUCGUCAUGGCGUGACAGGCACAGAGGUCACCGGAAGGUCAUGGGUCGCAGUGUCGGCUCAGCUUGAUAGCAGCAAAAGCAUAAAUCAUUCCAGUGUCCAUGCGCACGGUGAUGCCGGUGUGUUCGGUGGUGAUGUCACCGCUCCUUCCCAGGGAUCCGUUCUGGGCUGUGAUGACACGGACAUCCCGAAGCCACGUGUUCCCAAGAUCACGAGUGACAGCUUUAUCUCUGCGCUGGUGUCGGAUCGCUCCGCUCCACUACACGACCCAACAGUGCCUCCCGAUGUACCUGAGGGAGACCAGGUGACCGGCCCAGAGUCCGGUUCCUCUGUCCCGACCCCGACGCCAUGGAGCAAUGUAGACCUGGAGGAGAUGAAGGCCUCGGUUCCCAGGAGCUCAGUGGCCACGUAUCCCAUCGAGCUGCAGCACAACACGGUAGAGCAGGAGGACACGCCGCCCUGGGCCUGGGUAACCGGUGGAGGAUGUGACAUCCAUUCCAGAUCACAUGUCGACUGGUUUAACACCUCAGAUACCGGGCCGCUCUCUCCAGCCAUCACCCCUGCCCUCGGUGCUCCACACACAGAACCAGGAGCCGCCGGAGAGAAGUCCGUGCGUGUGACGACAGGUCGCAUGUGUUGGUGGAGGGACUGGGCUCCUCAUGAGUGGGAGGACGUGAGCGUGACGCUGGAGCAGGUCACCGGUGCCGGAGCUCAGACAGGAGACAUACUUUACCUCCACUACACUCAGCACCUGGACAAGAAGUAUCUGCAUGCUGUGAUGAAGGAGGUGACGGCCCUGGUGCCCGUGUUGAGGGACUCUCUGUACACUAUGGCGGUGUACACCGCAGAGAGGACCAGGCACAGGAGCCCCAUCUUACUGGCAACUCCGUCGCAGCAGGACUUCAGCACUUGGCUGUCUCUGCUGAACGAGUCGUGUUGUGAGUCCAGGGGUCUCGGAGACCAUCCAUCCAAGCAGGCGCUGUGGGCUGUGACAUGUAAAGGUGAUGUCAUGGUGCAUGAGCCAUCACCCAGCCUGGAGGCGCCGGCGCAGUACUUGCCCUGCGAUCACAUGUUCUGGCGUCAGGUUCCUGCUCAUCUGCUGUGUGUGGAGUCUAGCAGUCUGGGUGUGGUGUGGGGCAUCGGUCACGAUCACACAGCCUGGGUCUACACAGGGGCCGGCAGGGGACCAUCGGCUCCGGGGAAUGAAGUAAGUGAUGUGAGGAGCGUGUGCAUCUAUGAGAACCAGCGCUGGAACCCCAUGACAGGAUACACAGACAAGGGUCUUCCCACUGACCGCUACAUGUGGAGCGACUCGUCGGGUCUGAGAGAGUGCACUAAAGACAACACCAGCACCCCCUCGCCACAGUGGACAUGGGUCUCUGAUUGGGCCGUAGACUACAGUGUCCCGGGAGGGACAGAUAAAGAGGGCUGGCAGUACGCUGCAGAUUUCCCUGUGACCUUUCACGGUUAUAAGACAAUAAAGGAUUUUGUGCGGCGCAGAAGGUGGGCUCGGAGGUGUGAGAUCAGCCUCACGGGCCCCUGGCAGAAGGUCCCGCCGAUCCCCCUGACUGACGUCACCGUCCUGCCGUGUCUGGCUCAGAGCGGCCUGGAGCAGAUUCCAGUGUGGGCCAUCAGUGAGAAGGGGGAUGUGCUGUGCCGGCUGGGGGUCACUGCAGAGAACCCGGCUGGCGACUCCUGGCUCCACGUCGGGACAGACCAGCCCUUCAAGUCCAUCUGUAUAGGAGGAGGACACCAGGUGUGGGCCAUCGCCAGGGACGGGGCCGUCUUCUACCGGGGCUCUGUGUCUGCGCUCAAUCCGGCUGGCGAGUGCUGGUACCACAUCCCGUCUCCGCCGAGGCAGAUGCUCAAACAGGUGUCUGUGGGCAGGACCUCCGUCUAUGCUGUGGAUGAAAACAGUAAUCUGUGGUACAGACAGGGUUUGACACCCAGCUAUCCUCAGGGUUCUGCAUGGGAACUCAUCUCCAGUAAUGUGUGCAAGGUGUCCGUGGGACCACUGGACCAGGUUUGGAUAAUUGCUGAUAAAGUGGCAGGUUAUCCAUUAGAAAGCUCAGGAACUGUGUGCCACAGACUGGGAGUGAAGCCCAUGCAGCCGAAAGGCCUGAGCUGGGACUUCGGUAUCGGGGGCGGCUGGGACCACCUGUCGGUGAGAGGGAACUCUUUAGAGGCGCAGCGUGUGGCACUGCGCAGUCCAAUGCCCAGCCGGACUCAGAGUCAGGUGAACGGGAAUGCUGUGAGCUGCUAGUCAUUCUGCUGCUACUCACACAAUACCACCAUCAUCAUCACCUUCAUCAUGCUUGACUGCACGUCCCAGCUUGCUGUUCUUGACACCCUUCCUGUCUCUGCCCAGUGCCCUUCCAACCAAAUGGGACUUUUUUUCUUCUUCUUUUGAUUCCACUUGCCUGAAUAACAAACUCUCACCUCUGUGAAAACAAGCUUCUGGGUGUGACUGAACUUCUUUUGAUUUCUGUACAUGUAUGAUUUGAAUCACCUGAGGUCAAUUUGUUUUGCGCAUGGCACAUUUUCUUGUUGCCGUAUUUGUUUCUGUACUCGGUAGACGCCCAUUUUAUGUUAUUGGUUU
Molecule: messenger RNA, 3666 nt
Organism: Rhinichthys klamathensis goyatoka
Lineage: Eukaryota; Metazoa; Chordata; Actinopteri; Cypriniformes; Leuciscidae
Gene: tecpr1b
Product: tectonin beta-propeller repeat containing 1b
Exons: 24
Coding region: 1-3330 (1109 amino acids)
Cellular component (GO): membrane
Source: RefSeq, a predicted model, not a curated record